AUGUGGUUCUCCAGCGCCCUGCUCGCCGUGUCCGCCGCCACCGCGGCCCUCGCCUGCUCCCCGCCGCCGGUGGUGCCGUCCAACAGCAUCACCGACUUAUUCUCGAUCCAGGUGCAGAACGCAUCGUACCCGGUCAUCCACAACCGCUUCAUGAACCUGUGGUCGGCCGGCGGCGGCGACCAGCACCUGUACCUGCGGCCCGCCGGCGACGUCUGGAACAACCUGACGCUCGUCUCGGGCGUGCUCACCACGCAGCACUUGCCGCCGCCCAAGCUGACCACCAUCCGGGCCGUCAUUAACGGCGAGUACACUUCCUUUGACGACACGACAAAGAUGUUCAUGACGGAGCGUGGAGACCCUCGGGCCAUCUUCGACGUCAGGUACGGGUGCAACCCGGACACGGACGCCGUGCAGACGGAGCUCGUCUUCAAGGAGCGCUCCGGCGUCACCGGCGGCCACUUGUGCGUCAGGCUGGCCUCGGGCAACCGCUACGAGUUCCGCUACUCGCCGCCGGGAAACACCCUUGUCGACUCGACCUCACACCUGUGCAUUAAGGUUACCCUGGCCGUCAUAAAGACCUAG
Cordyceps fumosorosea ARSEF 2679 is the source of this 582-nucleotide messenger RNA. RefSeq lists its product as hypothetical. The record is from RefSeq and is a predicted model, not a curated record. Bases 1 to 582 code for a protein of 193 amino acids. NCBI's taxonomy places the organism in Eukaryota, Fungi, Ascomycota, Sordariomycetes, Hypocreales, Cordycipitaceae. The transcript has 3 exons.